Molecule: messenger RNA, 2370 nt
Organism: Endocarpon pusillum Z07020
Lineage: Eukaryota; Fungi; Ascomycota; Eurotiomycetes; Verrucariales; Verrucariaceae
Exons: 3
Coding region: 1-2370 (789 amino acids)
Biological process (GO): peptidyl-arginine N-methylation; regulation of DNA-templated transcription
Cellular component (GO): cytosol; nucleus
Source: RefSeq, a predicted model, not a curated record
AUGGUGCCGUCGCUGACGCCGGUGGAUACGGACCUGAUUCCCGACGAGUCAAUGAGUCACACUGUUGCCACCACAAGCUCUUGGACAGAUUUGUGCUCUUCUGAUCCGCUAGUUGCCGACGUUUCCAAGCAGGUAUUGAUGCUGGAAAUAGCCUACGCUGCAUUUUGCGGAGUCAGCUAUGUUCUCAUCCCUGGUCCCAGGCUGUAUUGCCAGACCAUGAAACAGGUCGGACUGAUGCAGUAUGCUCGUGCCAUCCAAGAAGCUCUGGUGAUUGGAACAUACAUGCAAAUCAAAAUCUGGUUUCCAAUGAUAGGUCAUCCUGAGAACGAGAUACCGCGGAUGGGUGACUUGACACCAUUUGCUCGCUCUGAAUACAUUGGCAACAGCCCGGAAGAAGACACCGUCCUGGACUUGUAUGGAACAUGGGACGCCUGGAAUGCCAUCCGCUCAUUUUGUAAAUAUCAUACAAGGCUAUGUGUAGCACUAAGACUCCCCAAACAUCUGCCACCAGUCGACAUCCAAGCCAGGUGGUAUUCCGAGCCGGUAAAACUGCUCACAAUAGAUAGCACCUCCUUCACCAAGAACCCCAAAGGCUACCCUGUUCUAUCAAAGCCCCAUCAGACCUUGAUCAAUCGAUACAUGCGGCUACGCUUGCCACCGUGGAUAUUGCUCUGCAACGUUGGCCCUAUUUCCAGUACCGAUGACUCCUAUCCAAAAUCAGACCCCACAACGGGGCUUGCGGCAAGUCUGACAUUACCAGGUACUAUCGCAAGCUUCCCCACACUGGCCGAAGCAGCGCAAGAACCCUGUCAACGGAACGACAAUGCAACGCCGCAUCUCUCGUACUUGCGGAAUUUGCAGAGAAAACAGCCUCCUCAAUCACAGCUCGAGAAGUUUGGCAGCGGAUAUCAGGACUACUUACAGGCACCGUUGCAACCUCUGACGGUCAACUUAGAGAGCAUCACCUACGAAGUUUUCGAGAAAGACCCCGUAAAGUAUGACUGGUACGAGAAGGCCAUUGCUCGAGCACUGCAUGACUGGAUCGAACAAGGGAAGCCAACAUCGAAUCCUGACGGUCGUGUUGUCGUUGCGGUUGUUGGAGCAGGUAGAGGACCACUCGUUACAAGAGCAUUACAAGCAAGCGAUGAUGUAGGAGUCGAGAUUGACAUGUGGGCACUGGAAAAGAAUCCAAACGCUUUUGUCCUGUUGCAGCAUCACAAUGCAAACCCUGAGAAAUGGGCGAACCGGGUCAAGCUUGUGAAAUCGGAUAUGCGGACCUGGAGAGGGCCAUGGCGGAAAAGGGAAAGUGGACCUCGGGAGAGGAUUGAGCAGGCAUUAGUGCCGGAACUUCCUACAUCGUCUGUCUCGACUGAUCCGCUGGCCCAAGAAGCACCGUCAGGUCCCGUUGAGGUCGAAUACUGCGGUAUCGACAUCCUCAUAUCAGAACUUUUAGGCUCUUUUGCAGACAAUGAGCUCUCACCCGAGUGUCUUGACGGUGUACAACAUCUUCUCAAUCCCACCCAUGGCAUCUCUAUCCCGGCAUCCUAUACCGCUCACCUCACCCCAAUUGCAGCUCCAAAACUCUACGCUGAUAUCAACUCACAAGCACACUCCAAUCCCAAUGCUGCCGAGACACCCUAUGUGGUUAUGCUGCAUGCCAUUGACUACCUUUCCACCACCGCCUCACCACCUCCAGCUGAUUCCAGCCACUCCACCAGCUCAUCCCAGCAGCAACCCUCCAGCAGUCCAGCGAUCCAAAAAGCAUGGUCCUUCGCCCACCCCAAUCAUCAGCUCCCCGAUUCCCAACCCACCGUUAAUCCCACCAGUUCCCCAAACACUCUUCAUCCAGUCACUGCGAUAACGAACUCCCACAACACUCGCCACACCACUCUCACCUUUCCCAUCCCACACCGAGGCACCAUCCACGGUCUAGCCGGCUACUUCGAAGCCGUCCUGUACGGUAACGUCGAGCUAAGCACUAAUCCAUUGAGUAUGGAUCAGAAGAGCGAAGGCAUGAUAAGUUGGUUUCCGAUUUAUUUUCCACUCAAGACACCCAUCUACGCCCCCUCCGCCUCCGAACUCGUCGUCAACAUGUGGCGGCAAACCGACGACAGAAAAGUGUGGUAUGAAUGGAUCGUCGAGGUUCUCGCUUCAAUCCCCACUCCUUCUGCUGAGCCUGAACCCAUCUCCCCUCCUCCCGUUUCCGGCCACGGCCAGGGCAAGGGGAAGAAGGGCAAAGGGAAGGAAAAAGAAGGGAAGAAGGAGAGGGAGAAGGAUGGAACGCAGACGACGAGGCUGAUGAGAACCAAGAAGAUACGCAUCGCGAUGAGCGAGUUGCAUAGUAGUGUCAAGGAGGCUUGUUUGAUGUGA